Molecule: messenger RNA, 374 nt
Organism: Sinocyclocheilus grahami
Lineage: Eukaryota; Metazoa; Chordata; Actinopteri; Cypriniformes; Cyprinidae
Product: fatty acid-binding protein 10-A, liver basic-like
Exons: 2
Coding region: 20-343 (107 amino acids)
Molecular function (GO): lipid binding
Source: RefSeq, a predicted model, not a curated record
AUAUAAGAACUGGUCUGAGAUGAAUGUCUCCUCACAUUGUGUUGAGCUCUUGCCAGCAGUCAGAUCAGCAGCAGACAUGGCCUUCAGCGGAACGUGGCAGGUUUACGCACAGGAGAACUACGAGGAGUUUCUGAGAGCCAUCUCUCUGCCAGAAGAUGUCAUUAAAAUGGCCAAGGAUGUUAAACCAGUGACUGAAAUCCAACAAAACGGCAACGACUUCACCAUCACAUCCAAAACCCCUGGAAGAACCGUCACAAACUCAUUCACCAUCGGCAAGGAAGCUGAAAUCACUACCAUGGACGGCAAGAAGCUCAAGGUAGAAUAUGUUUGCAUCUUUUUAUGAUGUUGAACUGUUCAAGAAGAACUGAUAUCGA